AUGGCUACUACCAUCAUCCAACGUACUCCUGUCGAUAUGCCUGUUCCUAAAUCUAGUGCUGCUCCAAAAUUCACUGGAUCUUACGUCGACGUCAAGAACUUCUUGGAUCACUGCGACCGCAUUUUUGAUCAGUACAAUGUCACUCUCGACAAUGACAAAGUACGAUACAUGGUUCAAUGCUGCAACCAAGAGAGCAGAGAAAUCAUUGAAGGUUUACCCAGCCACCAUGCCAAGCAAUGGGAACGACUCAAGACUGAUAUGCUCAAAAUCUUUGACCAUGCUAGGACGACGCAGAAGUUCACGUUGAGUACUCUUCGUGCUUAUGCUUUCCAACACUCCAAUCUUUCUAUGCGCUCUCUCGACGAUUUCCGCGAGUAUCAGAAGCAAUACAUUCGCAUUGCUGGUUGGCUUCUCAACAACAACAAGAUAUCCAAGACGGAAUACAAUCAAUACUUCUGGCUAGGAAUCAAUGAAUCCCUCCGACCUGCGCUCGAAAGCAAGAUCAUGGUCUUUAAUCCUCAUAUCGAUCUCUCCUCACCUUUUUCCAUUGAAGACGUCACCAAGGCAGUUGAAAUCAUCUUUAAACGAGACCGCUUUGACGUUGGAAUCUUUGACAAUCCUUCUGCACGCCCCUUCACGUCUCUUAUUCCUCCAAAGGAUUCGUAUCCAGAGCGCUCAUCAGUCUUUGACGAGAUCAAGAAGUACUUACAGGAGAUGUUUCCUAACAUUGAGACACGCGAUGCCCGUGAACGUCCAUACAAUCCCCCGGAAGAGACCAAGCGCAUUUUUCAGGAUCUAGACAAGGAAGAGAAGCAAGCGCACAAGGACGACGAAGUGGAGAACUUGAUCAAGCAGAUGUCGAAGCUCACCAUUCAUGAUUCUUCGUACGCCAUUUAUUAUCUUCGCGCCAUCAAGUUGGAACCCGCUCUUGCUAACAUGCUCAUUGCUCCGGCCAUUAUGAAUCCAAGUGCACAGCCAGCUCAGCCAGUCCCAAUCGCAAGUCAGUCAGCACCUCCAGCACCACGAGCACCACGUCAGUCCACAUCCGAGAUCAUCUGCUAUGGUUGCCACCAACAAGGCCAUGGAAUCAACAACUGCCCGACGCUCAUUGAUCUUACAAACCGCAAGCUCAUCUCCAGAGACAGUAGCAAUCGAGUUGUCUUCCCUGAUGGAUCCCGCAUUAUUCGCCAGAAUGGAGAGUCAAUCGCACAAGCAGUCCUUCGUCAACAACAGCCUCCUCCUCCUCCUCCUCCUCAAGUUGCUACCACAAGCAUAGCCGUAUCCGAAGCAUAUUAUGGUCAGAUGUUCAAGAACUACAGAGCCAUGGUUGCAGAAGAAGAAGAGGACGACAUUGGAACCUGGGAUGGAGAAGACGAGUUUGAGUUUACGCUGGCAGGUCCUGGUAAUCAAAUCCCAACUGAAAAGCGAACACGUGCUGCACGCAAACAGGUCAUGGACGCUGUGGUACCUCCGGAACCCGCGUAUCUGAAAGGGAAGCGAGCGGAAAUGAGUAAAGCUAAGGAUUCUUCUCAGAUCCCAUCUAUUCUUAAACGUCCGGCUAACUCUGGAUUGCCGAACAACGUGCCUAGCUCCACUUCCAUUCAACCUGUCCCAAUCCCGUCAAUUAAUCAACCUUCUGCCGAAAUGAAUCCAUCAAUUCCUGUCAAACAAGCUCAACCCAAUGUCCCGAUUAGGGCAAAUCCAACGGAACAUCCCGAGACUGCCCAACGACACGAGGUUUUUGAUCCGGCCGAUGAUGAUCAAAUCAUGGAAGAUGUCACUCCUAGUCUAGAACGAGGCAAAUCAGUUACCAAGCCACGUGCAGCACCUCAGAAACGUGUCUCUGACAUAUCCCAAACUGUCGACACUAUGGCCAUUCUCAGACGAUGCCUUAAUCAACCCGUUAAUGCGACGUUCGGCGAGCUACUUGGAGUUUCAAAGGACCUUAGGACCCUUCUUAUCAACAGCAUCAAAGGCAAGACCCUUACUGUCGACGAAUUCAAAGCUUCAUUGGCAAACGGCAACUUAAAGCUUUCCGAUAAGGAAGUUCUAGACAUCAUUCGCAGUGCCGAAAAGGACGUACCUGUUCAAUACAUGCACGAGACCAAUUCAGUCGAAUCCCUUCGCGCUCACGAGCCCCUUCUUCGAAUCACAUUAAUGUGUAAUGGUCACGAACUCAAUGCCUUGAUUGACAGUGGAUCUACGCAGAACAUUCUAAGCGAACAGGCUUGGAAGAAGAUUGUCAAGUUGCCGAUGGACAGCCGGAAUACUAUUGUUAUGGUCGAUAUUCAUGGCGGCAAAUCCCACAUGCUUGGAUUCGUUGGAAAUGUUCAACUUGAUAUUGGUACAGUCAGGACGCGUGCUCAUUGCUAUGUAUCCGACAAAGUCCAGUUUGAUAUACUCUUGGGACGUCCAUGGACCCGUGACAACUAUGUGGACAUUCUAGAACGACCCGAAGGGACCUUCAUUGCCUUCUAUGACGUCAAAGAUCCUACACGUGAGCAGAAAUUCCUUGUGACACCUGAUACUCAGCACGACCGGCGUUACUUCACGGAUACCAUUUACGACAAGACCCCCCACACAAUGUUAGCACACAACGACCUCUCCUUAGCUAAUCCGGAUGCCGAAGAAGGUGAAAUUGAAGAAGAUCUAGAACCCGGUGAAUUAUUGGACGACCUUCGCUAUCCAUCACCUACCCCUUCCAUGAUCGAGUUAUCUAUCCUUACUAGGCAACAAUCUCUGAAUCGGGACGAAUCUGCUAACCCAAAUGAGGACUUAUCCACUUCACAAGAUGCACCCUCUUUCUCUGACUCCAACUGCGAACAUGACUCGACUCAGGACUCCUCUCACGGUCUCUACGCUUCCGAUUAUGACUCAAUGUAUCAAGAUGACUCGGGAACUUCUCAAUUCAAUGCGACAGCCCAUUAUGGUCAUAUUUCCACACCACCUUACGAUUCCACACAUGAGGCCCCACAAAUAGAACAGCCACCAUCACCAUCUGUCAAUCCGUCCAUCAAAUCCCACACUUCAGACAAUAACGACCCACAUGAAGAAGAACCAGCUGACGACGAUCCAGAAAUGGAACAAUUGAGCUCACCCGAAGUAGAAGCUAUUCAAUUCUCUUCUGACAAUACUCACCUUACGGCUAUGGGAAUGCUCAACCCCCACUUGCGCUUUGAAGACUGGAUUCUAUACGACGCCACUUAUUCUUCUCCUACUCGUGUUGUUUCUGACCGAACAGGAACGGCCUUUGUCCAUUAUGUUUAUCCGCAGAGAGACAGCCAUAUAAACUUGACGACGACUCCAACUAUUCUACACUUCAGUCGCACUGGUAUCUCGUCUCAAUCUAACCACUCUGCUUCAGUCAGUGCUUAUCCAAUGGGCCAAUGUCACUCAGCAUCCUGGACUCAUUUUAUUCCCCAAUCCAUUCGCUCUCAAAACGCUUCUUCUAUUCCCCAACCUCAUUCCCGAAGUUCUGCUCUUCCAGAGACGCCUCUUUCGAUUAUGAUUCACCAAGAAACACAUGUAUCAUCGACGGUCACCGCAAAUGUAGACGAGCAUCAUCGAGGCCCGAAAGCUUUGGUACAUCCUCUGCGGGUAGCCCACGACAGUCCGAAGGAGCCAUUAAACGAGGAUGAAGAAGAGCUACUAAUCGCCCAAAAUGGCAAAGAGGUCGACCACAAUUCUUCCCUUUUACCUCUUCCCAUAACCAGCACAAUGCACGAAUCGCGAGCUUCAAAUAUGGAUGAUGGAAACGAAUGGUACUAUCAGUAUGGAGAAGAAAGUCCCUUUGGUAUCAACAACACGGAAGAACAUCCCUUGGACGCCAACACAUUGUCACCUAUUGCAGAGUUCUUGGAGAAACACGCGCAACCUCCCAAAGGAAUGCUAUACGGAAUCUCUAUCUCCAAUAUACACCACCAUCACGCCUCCAAUACACCUCGAACUCCUACAGAAUCGGGAAGGGCUUCAUCUUAUCCACAAAGAGCGAAAAAUCAAGCUUACGGACAAGAUAAGAAGGACGACCACUCCAUUACCUCUGAUGGGUCAAGACCUACAGAAAUUUCGGAUAGAUCAAAGCAUUUAUGCGAGAUCAUGGUCACUCAAUUCAGAUAUUACUGCUAA
This is a messenger RNA of Psilocybe cubensis, 4125 nucleotides long. RefSeq lists its product as uncharacterized. The coding region runs from base 1 to 4125 and encodes 1374 amino acids. Gene Ontology annotation, molecular function: nucleic acid binding; zinc ion binding. The record is from RefSeq and is a predicted model, not a curated record. The transcript has 2 exons. Lineage: Eukaryota; Fungi; Basidiomycota; Agaricomycetes; Agaricales; Agrocybaceae.